CACAUCACAAGCCUGUCUGUUCCAUCUCCUGACACAAUGCUCUUCUCAUCUCUCGCUGUUGUUGCGGCUGCAACCGCCGCCUUGGCCUCUCCCGUCAAGCCCAGCGGCAAGACCGUCGCUCUGCCAGUGAAGCGCGUCUCCAACGUCAAGUCUGCAAAGAGCCUUGUCCAGAAGGGCCAAGCCCGCCUCAACAAGGUCAACGGCGUCAAGGCCGUGGGCAAGCGUGACAGCUCUGGCUCAGUCACCAACGACGACGUUAGCUACAUUGCCGCGGUCACCAUUGGCGAUGGAACCUACAACCUGAUCGUUGACACUGGAUCUUCAAACACCUGGUGCGGUGCCCAGAGCUCAUGCGAGCCUUCUUCCACCGGCCAGUCCACCGGCCAGUCCGUCUCCGUCAGCUAUGGCUCUGGAUCCUUCUCCGGCACUGAGUACACCGACAACGUCAGCUUCGGCGGCUUGACCGUUCAAGGCCAGUCAGUUGGCGCUGCCGACCAGGCCUCUGGCUUCAACGGUGUUGACGGAAUCAUCGGCUUUGGCCCCGUCGACCUCACCCAGAACACCGUCUCCGGUUCCGACUCUGUCCCCACCUUCAUGGACAACCUCUACAGCCAGGGCUCCAUCUCGACCGAGGUUCUUGGUGUUUCCUUCCGCCCUGAGUCUGGCGGUGAUACCGAUGACACCAACGGCGAGCUGACCCUCGGUGGCACCGACAGCUCCAAGUACUCGGGCUCCAUCAGCUACUUCAACACUCUCCAGAGCGGCGACGCUGCUCCCUACUGGGGCAUCUCCAUCGCCAGCUUCAGCUACGGCUCAACCACUCUCGCCUCCUCUGCCACUGGCAUUGUCGACACCGGCACCACCCUCAUCUACAUCCCCACCAAGGCUUACAACAAGUUCCUGUCUGCCACUGGCGGCUCGACCGAUAGCUCCUCCGGUCUCUCUUCCUUCUCCACGAAGCCAACAUCCAACUUCAACAUCAAGUUCGGAUCAACCACCUUCAGCCUCACACCUUCUCAGUACCUGGUCCCAACCUCCCAGUACAGCGAGUUCGGCCUCAGCUCUGGCCAAUACUACUCAUUCAUCAACGACGGUGGCAGCUCUGGUGUCGACACCAUUAUCGGCCAGAAAUUCCUGGAGAACUACUACUCCGUCUUUGAUACCACAAACGCCCGCAUCGGCUUUGCCCCUGCUGUGUAAUUUGCUGUCAUGAUCUGUCAAAGGUUAUCUAGCAGAGUAAAUAUGUUGGUUUAUAGGAAUGCUAUAAGGCAUCGAAGGAUAAAAAAAGUCUAUUUUCGUACUUAUCAGGAUUAGUAUAACCAGGCAAAAUGAAUCUGCUAAAAGACAAAAAAGUAUAUAUGUGAAAAUACAAAAGAGAAAUAUUGCUCCAAUCGAUUCCAAGCUUGAUGGCUCUUCAUCAGUGAUGUGAUCACAGUAUUCUGAUUCUUAACCAAGUGUAGUAAGAGACAAUCUGUUAAACGCCAGACCC
Trichoderma asperellum CBS 433.97 is the source of this 1489-nucleotide messenger RNA. RefSeq lists its product as uncharacterized. Gene Ontology annotation, molecular function: aspartic-type endopeptidase activity. NCBI's taxonomy places the organism in Eukaryota, Fungi, Ascomycota, Sordariomycetes, Hypocreales, Hypocreaceae. Gene Ontology annotation, biological process: proteolysis. The record is from RefSeq and is a predicted model, not a curated record.